AAUUUUACAGAUGAAUUAACUUUUGUUACACCUAUAUGUAUAAUUAAGAUUUUUAAAUUGUUUGUAUAAAGUCAUGAAAAUUAAUAUUGUUCUUCUUCCGAAAUAAAACACUAAUUUGACUAAGCCUAGACUCGCUGGCCGAUGUACGUAAUAGCCCGACUUGGAUGUGUGAGCGACGGGAUGAAGUGAAAACGCGAAGACAUUGGGUAAAUGUUUUGUUUACCCAUUGCAAACAUACACGGUGUAAUUGUGGGUGUGCAUGUAUAUGUGUACAUGGUUAGUGAAUGGCUACUUCGCCCAAAGUGUCGUUGAAAUAGGCCGAGGACAGUAACAUAGAAUCUGCUUGAAGUUCAAGAUGGCUGAAAUUUGAAGGACCCUUUGUUCCGGAUGUCACUAUGAAAGUGGAGUCCUUCGCGACGGAACAGGAGAGUGAGAGCGACUGCAUGACAUGUUCAUCCAAUCCCAACACACCAGUAAUAGUAGUAGUGGGGUGGCGUUGCAACAAGGUCACAAGAAACGUAAGGUGGAACAUCAGCAACAACAAAUUGAAUACACUGGUGGUGGAGGUGACAGUCUCUACUCUCUAAAUGCAAGUAACGUGAUCAACAGUGUCAGCCAGUCUGUUGUGCAACGACAUCAUCGCACUCAAAAUACAAACAAUGUCCAGCACAAGAGCCCAAGUGGGGGCAUGCCUCAGCAGUUUAUUCGCGCAUCCACCAUAAAACUUUUUGAUACAUAUCAGCGUUGCGGUCAGAAGCGUAAGUCGUGCGAGCGUGAGGGGAAUGGUGGUAGUGGGGGUGGGGGUGCCGAGGCAGCAGCAGCAGCAGCGGCGGCGGCGGCGGCGGCAGCGGCAGCAGCAGCAGCGGCGGCGGCGGGCGCAGCCGGCGUGGGGCCAGCUGUGGCGGCGGCGGUGGGUGUGCACGCGGUCACAGCAACCGCCACCACGACGAACAACACGACCUCGAAGGCCGCCGGCGCCGGCGGGCAGGCGGCUGUACAGCCCCAAGGCUCGUCGAGCGCCGACGGAGACUACCAGCUGGUGCAACACGAGGUGCUCUACUCCAUGACCACGCAGUACGAGGUGCUGGAGUUCCUUGGGCGUGGUACUUUUGGACAGGUUGUGAAGUGCUGGAAAAAGGGCACAAAUGAAAUAGUUGCUAUAAAAAUUUUGAAGAACCAUCCAUCAUAUGCACGGCAGGGACAGAUUGAAGUUAGUAUCUUAUCUCGUUUAAGUCAAGAAAAUGCUGACGAGUUCAAUUUUGUUCGGGCAUAUGAGUGCUUCCAGCACAAAAAUCAUACAUGCCUGGUAUUUGAAAUGCUUGAACAAAAUCUAUAUGAUUUCCUCAAGCAAAACAAGUUCAGCCCUUUGCCUUUGAAGUACAUCCGGCCAAUUCUUCAGCAAGUUUUGACAGCUCUCCUGAAAUUGAAACAACUUGGGUUAAUACAUGCGGAUUUAAAACCUGAGAACAUCAUGUUGGUGGAUCCUGUAAGACAACCAUACAGAGUCAAAGUUAUUGACUUUGGAAGUGCAUCACAUGUCAGCAAGGCCGUAUGUAAUACUUAUCUUCAGAGUCGUUACUAUAGAGCUCCAGAAAUUAUUUUAGGUUUGCCGUUCUGUGAAGCAAUCGAUAUGUGGUCCUUAGGGUGUGUUGUGGCUGAACUAUUCUUGGGUUGGCCCCUUUACCCAGGAUCUUCAGAGUAUGACCAAAUUCGCUAUAUUAGCCAGACACAGGGACUACCCACAGAACAUAUGCUUAACAAUGCAUCCAAAACAACAAAAUUUUUUUAUCGUGAUAUGGAUAGCACUUAUCCUUUCUGGAGACUUAAAACUCCUGAAGAGCAUGAAGCUGAAACAGGCAUCAAAUCCAAAGAGGCUCGCAAGUAUAUUUUCAACUGUCUGGAUGAUAUUGGACAAGUGAAUGUGCCUACAGAUCUUGAAGGGGGUGAAUUACUUGCUGAAAAAGCUGACCGGCGAGAGUUCAUUGAUCUCCUGAAAAGAAUGUUGACCAUGGACCAGGAGCGUCGCAUCACUCCUGGAGAAGCCCUGAACCACGGCUUCGUGACACUGGCUCAUUUAGUGGACUAUGCCCACUGCAACAAUGUGAAGGCUAGUGUUCAGAUGAUGGAAGUGUGUCGGCGAGGUAGUGGUGCUCCAUAUGCCGGAUCUGGCUCAUCUUCUCAUCACCAAGCAACUCAGCAGGCUCCACCUCCCCCACCACCCCUUGUGGCUAACUUUGUGCCUAGUUCGAACGGCAACGUGACCCUCACCUUCAACAACCAACUGACCAAUCAGGUACAGCGCCUGGUGAGGGAGAGGGCCACCGGAUAUGACAACCUGUACCAACUGUAUCAAGGAAGAUCUGCAGCUGCAGUGGCAGCAAGACAAUAUGGUGGUGCUGCAGCAGCCCGAGGGGAUCCAUUCCAUCAACACCAGUUGGUGUCAUCCAUCCUGUGCCCACCUGGGUACCAGGGUAUGGGAUCGCCAGCGAAACACGUGACUGUGGUUGCUGCUGCCCAGCAGCCUCCACCUCAGCUACAAUUGCAGCCUCCCCUCAUCUCGCAGCAGGUAACCACCGCUGCGUCCAGUCCAGGGGCCACGGUUGCCGCCCAGCAGCAGUAUGUUCCUGUAUCCAUGGUGGAACAAAGUGGCCGUCAGAUGCUGCUCACAAAUGCAGUGCAGACAACAUGGCCAAGCAAUCGACAGAUGGUUGUUCCAUCUUGGCAGCAGUUGCCUCCUCAGCAUGCAGCCAUUCAGCAACCUCUACUCUCAGAUGCUGGUGAUUGGGGGAGGCCUCUCAUUGUGGACUCCAGCACUAUUUUGCAAGAACACAGGCCUGUUUUUCCUGUUGAUGUCGCAACAGAGGUGUAUGAUCCAACCCUAGUGGACCACCAUGCUAAUCACCAUUCGUCAGCAUCUGUAGUCAAUUCUGGUGGAGGAUCGUGGACAAACAAGCGAGGGGUUUCCAAAAGUUCGCAUCAUGCUGCUGCAGCUGCUGCUGCCGCAGCGGCGGCUGCUGCUGCUCAGGUUUCAACAAGCAGUCAGCACUCAUUGGCACCACCUCCAGCACAACAGAUGACACAUCACCAUCACCACCACCACCAUCACUUGAGUGUGCAACACACUAAAAAGGAACCCACGCAGUUGAGUCCUGUGAAGAAACGUGUGAAAGAAGGCACUCCACCUUCAGCAGCAAGUGCGUAUUCUGCCAGUAGUAGUGGAAGCAGGCGGCGACAUUCUCCUGUGGCCAGUAGCGCCACAAAUGGCCAUUGGCCACAAAAUCACCAGCAGACUCAGAGUUCUGUAGUGCAGUCAACUGGCAAACAUCACAGUCACAACUUGCAGCAACAAGUACAGCAGCAACAACAACAGCAGCAGCAGCAACAACAACAGCAGCAGCAGCAACAACAACAACAACAACAACAGCAGCAGCAACAACAACAGCAGCAACAACAACAACAACAACACCACCAACAGCAGCAAGUACAGCAACAACAGCAGCAACAGCAGCAGCAACAAGUACAACAACAAGUACAGCAACAACAACAAGUACAGCAGCAACAACAUCAACAACAACAACACCUCCAGCAGCAACCUCCACCACCACAGUUGGAUUCUCAACAAGCUCAGGUUCAACAAGUUGUGUCAGGACGUCAGCAAACUAUCACAAUUCAUGAUACACCAUCCCCAGCAGUAUCUGUGAUUACAAUAUCUGACAGUGAAGAUGAAGCUCCAGGCAAAUGCUGUAAGGAUAGGGACUGCGGCGCGUGCUGCGAGACGGGCCUUGGCCUAGCGUGCCACAUCAGCUCGGACUGUCCUUCCGUGUUGACGAUAGCCUCACAAGACGAUGCGUGUCGCAGUACUCAAUCUACACCAUCACGAAGCAAUAGCACCCGGCAACGAAAAAAUGUUAUUUCGUGUGUAACGGUUGCUGAUAGUGAUGGAGAAGAACAUCGUAGUCCAGAAAAACUCCAACAGCAGCAACAGCAGCAGCUGUAUCUUCAACAUACACAGCAGCAGCAAGCACAUCAAUCCCAGAUCCAACCACCACAGAUGGUUGUACAGACUUCCAACCAACAGCAGCAGCAACAGCAACAACCACAAUCUCAUCAACCUCAAAUCCAACAACCACAGAUGGUUGUACAGACACCCAACCAUGUGGUGCGAGAAAUUAAACAUGAACCUCAACAUAGUGGGACAUCAAGUCAGUGGCAGUCACUGAACUCAGGGCGGGUGGCUUGCUGUUUCAACAGUUCAGGCUAUGCAUCUUCGAGUACUGCAAGCAGCAGUAGCAGUGGAGGUAGUGGAAACUCAGGAGCAUCACAGUCUCAGAAGAAGCGUCUUCUCGCCAAAGCACAGUCUGAGUGUAUGCUGGGAGUGGCCACAAAACGGGAACCUGGAGUGCCUGAUUACCAUGGCCACCACGGAGAUUAUCUUCACUGUGCUGCUGCAUCUGCUGCAAACGGAGUAGUAGCUACAACAGGCUAUCAUUAUGCCUCAACUUCGUCAAAUGGACAAGAGCAGCAUGCAACGUCCUACAGCAAUGGCUGUGGUGGGAGUGGAGACAAGCGCAGUUCAUGGGCUCCCCCAGCUGCUCAUAGUGGCCGAGACAUCCUGGCUCCUCCCUCAGCUCACAAGCGAGAGCCUGGAACUCGAGAUCACCUUGGGAGUCAUCGUGAAUAUCAUAUACCUCAGCAAUCUGUUGUCCACAAAGAUUACAUCCAACCUCCUGCUGCACAUACAACAAGGGAACCGAUGCCUAUGUCUUCUCGGGAGCAGCAUUUGCUUGCUGCAGCUCAGGCCAAGAGUUGGAGCUCAGCAGCUGCAGCUGCUGCAGCAGCAGCCGCAGCUGCCACUCAUCCAGCUCUUCAUCAGGGUUAUCGCCACACAAGCACUUCACAUCUUUCUCCCCAACCCCCAGGGCACCCUCCUCCUGCCUUGGCUGCAUCCACAAGCAGAUUGUCUCCUCCUCAGCACCCUUUGUCUGCAGCUGGGCAGCCUCUGUACCAUCAGCCAGAAUUGUAUCGCCGCCCUCCUGCAGUUUAUGUGACUACUACUCAGCCUGCUUAUCUGCCAGCCAGCCAUCAGGUUGCUCCUUUUACGGCAGGCAGGGCGCUGCCCCCACCAGCCCACCACGCAAGUGCGCGGCCUGUGCUGACCACACACCCUUCACAUCCCCUGCCUGCUCACAUGCAGCCUGCUGCUGUAUUCCCUGCUCACCCACAAGUGGCUGCAAGUUAUGGUUUUGCCCCGUUAAGUCCAGCCAAAUCACAUCAGUAUCAACCUAGUUUAUGGUUUACUGAAUAAUAGCUGCUGCAUAACAGAUAAACCUUGUUCAAGCAGAAUCCAAUGACCUCUGAGAGCCGAGUUUUCAUAUUGAAAUCUUGGUGUUAAGAACUGAAAUGAACGUGUUAACUGCAAAUGUUCUGUGGAUUUAGAAGUUUCUGUGAAUGGAGUUCAUUGAAUUCAAGCGCAGGGGAAGAAUGUAGAAGAGAAAGAAAGAAAGAAAGAAGCUCUCCAGUGGAUGACUAGGAUGAUACACAAUAAAUCACCACUCUGCUGGUCAUCACUGAAAAAUAAUGAUUAAAAUAGAGCUUUUAAAAUGGGUUGAUUAUAUGUAUAUGUGUGUAUAUUAGUUUUUGUUUUCUGUUGACAAUAACCCAGCCAGGGUAGAAUCUGAGCUGCCCUAAUUGAUUGCAUGCAUUAAUAAUUGUGACCACGCAUUCAAUUUCGUGUGGUAAUUUGAUAUCCUAUAUUUUUGCUGUAAAUAUUUUGUGAUUCAUACAUAACUGUUUUCUGCAUGUGAGGAAAAUCUUUGUUUUAUUCACUGUUAAAUAUUUAUUGUUGAUUAUCUUGUUGAUGGGCAAAAUGAAUGUACAGUGUUGUACAUUUUGAUGUUUUGCUAUUCUUUCAAUAUUUGCUGUAUAUUUGAUUUCAAAUCAGAAUUGUUGUUUUAAUGUGAGAGUGGGGAAGCAAGCACUUGAAAUACUCAUUUGUAACUUGUUUCUUUGGCAUGCUCAUUCCUCUUCAUGUGACCCACCAAUGUUCAAGAAGCUACCUUAUUUUUUAUGCUUCUUGGUAUAAAUGUGUAUGUACACACCUUAAAUGUGUAGAAAAUUAAUUGUAAAUAUGGGAAUGAAGAAUUUGCUGGAUAAGAAAUUUUAUCAAUUUGACUUAUCUGACUGUUAGAAAUAUUUGUAUAUAGUAGCACUAACACUAAUGCCUUGAUUUUUUAUCACAUUUCUCAAUAUUUAUAUUUUAUCUAAUGACCUUCGUUUCUUUAUCAGCAUACAUUUUUAUCCCCACUUGAUCUUGUGAGGAUGUGAUGAGCUUCAGAAAAGUGGGUGAGGCUGUAGAUUUCAUGUAGAUAUAUAACUUGUUUUUAAAAACAAUGAUAAUCCCACAUCAAUGUGCCUGUUUGAAUUAUAUCAAUUACUUGUCAUGUCAUGUGGCAUAUGUGUACACUAUUAAAGAUAUAUAUAUGUAUAUAGCCUCGUACAUAUAUAUAUAUAUACAAAAGUAUAUUUGUCCUAACAUGAUAGUCAGAAAGUUCUUUAUGUUAAUAUAAUUUGUUAAAAUAUGUAAAAAUUGUGAAACCAUUUUGGGGAGAUGAAAACCUGCCUUUGAUAAAGCUCUUUUAUUUCUCAGUGCCCCUGAAAAUGGUAUGUCAAAUUAAGUCAUCCUAAUAAAUCAAGUGACACUGAGGUCCAUUUAAAGACUGUAACGUUCCAAUGAACUGUAGUGACAUGUGCGAAAGUUGCAUGCCAGUAUUGCUUUAAUUCAUUCAUUGUAGGCAGACAUUCAGCAUCCCCAAAAAUGAUUGCCAGGACAGUUAAAUGUAUUGAAAUAUUUCUCCUAUACAUGUUUGCAAGUGAUUUUUGGUGUAGAUAUGUAAAUGUGGGUGAAUGUUUGAAUAAAUGAAUGAUGAUUGUUUUCUGAUGUGAGGCUGUGUUUGGGAUGCCCUGGGCAUCUGUAUUAUGUAUUUAUCAUGGUGUCAAAGUGAGACAACUCUGUUUACAAAUGGAUGUUGCUUGUGCAAGCAGGAGAAGGCCUGCAGGAACUCCAGAACUUGGCAGAGAGCUUCUUGCGUACCCCUGGUUGGUUGUGCAUCUCCAGGGGAGCCUGUUGCUUGUGUGUUCAGUGUUAGCCUUCUCUCAUUAAUGCAAUAGCUCUCUGCCCAGUGCUGCUCCUGGCUCAGAGCUGCCAAUACAGCCCCCCACCUGAGAUGGUCUCAGUGAGAUACUGGAUUGUAGGACAUUGUUUGUUUUUUUUUCCCUAAUAUGGAUAUUGGCACUGCAUCUGAUUAAAAUACAUUUUUGUGGUGUAUAUGUUAUUAUUAUUAUUAAUAUUAUUGUACAAGGGAAACCUAGGCAUUAAUGUACACGGUGUAUAUUUAAUUAGCAUGUAGGGCUAGUGUUCUUGUAAUUAUCGCAUAAGCAUCAUGUCGGCUUUGCUUUACAGAUGAAAUUUAAGUGGUGCAGUAUUAAAAUUCAUAUUACAUUUUAACUAAUAUAAUGUCUUGAUUCACUGAAAGUACAAACUAAAAAAAUUCACAUUUGUGUUGACUAAUUGUUGAAGACCUUCUGCACAGCACAUAAAGCAUGUGAAGCAUAAAUUAGAUAGUGUGGGUAUUUAAGUAUUUUAAUGUAUUUUAAAUUUUAGGGAAGAAUGUGGGUAAUACUACAAUCUUAAAAGUGAUUUGCCUAAUGGUGUAACAAUCCUAAUGUAUAAUAUUGCCAUAUGGACACUCAGUGAUAAAACCACAUGUACAGUAGGAAUUAGUAAUUACAUUAAUCCAUUAAAAGAUUCACAAUAUUUUUGGAAUUAAAAAAGAUAUCUUGUAGUCUGAGGGGAAACAUGUCAGAUUUCCCAAUAUGUAAGUGGUGUAUUUAGACACUUGAUGUUGAUUGGUAGGAAGCAUGUUUGCAAUUUUUCUGCUGUGCGAUGAAGUUAUUCCAUACAAGGUUCCUGAAUGAAUUUUCUUCUUUUUUAAUCUGGUGUAAAUCACAGUAGCCUUACAGUGAAUUGUUCAAUAAGUGGGGCAUAGAACAAUCUUACAUGUCAAGUAUUUGUUCUUGAUAUAACUCUUUCACUGCGUGACUAGAUGAUGUCAUUUAGUGGACACAUUGCCUUGCAGAAAUCAGGGUCACUACCUUCCACAGUGAAAGAGUUGAAAUAUUAUUAUAAUGAUUAAUGUUUGUCUUAAUAUGUAUUGGUUAAUGUGGUUUAUUUUGUUUUGAAAUAUCAUUGCUUGUAGCUAUUAAAAUAAUGUCAUGAAUAAAAUGUAUAGUACAUAUAAGAUACAAACUAAUUGAAUGGAAUUUUACUUAUAACUAUGCACGCUUAUUCUUUGUGUGAAAAAAAAGUUGACUUACGAUUUGUGGUUGUGUGGGUCCAUUCCUUGGAGGGUUUGUGGGUUGGGCAAGCAGCCCUAGCUGGUGAUACUUGGGGUUGCCUCUAUACGCUCAAAUCUUGCCAGCAUAUUCGGGCUAGAAGAGUUAAAAAUGUAACGCCUUAUAUUUGUUGAACUAUGUCCAUUGCAUGGAUCGUUUUUACUGCGUCGUCAGGAUUGGUUUCUCAUCUUCCUUGCGUAGGUUGCUACCAAAGAUAUUCUCCUACAUGUUCCUUGCGUAUAUGUAAUUAUUUUUUUAAAUUGUAUCUAUGGUGUUGAGUUGUAAUUCAAAAAGCUACAUUAUAACAUGCAGGGAAAAAUAUGGUUCUGACUUGGCUCACGGGAACUGUAAUUUUCCCAUAUCUCAACCUACGAAUUAGAUUGACUGUUACCAUUAAAAGAUUUUUCAAUUCAGUCUUCUACUGGGUAGAAUUUGUUAUAUCUUUGUGGUUCUUAUGUUUGAAAUAUUUGUUAUGAUAGCAAUUGUAAUUUAAAAUUUUUUAUUCCUUUUAAAAAAAAAAUUAUCGGUAUUAAUUCAGUAUGAUUGUAAAUUCUAAAAUGAGGUACGUGUCUUAAUUACUUUCGGAAAUUGUAUGACUCAUUCUGGUCAUGUGGGAACAUAAGAUAUGUUCACUUGUGCACAGAAACCAAAGUGUGCUUGAAGGAUGACUUUUUCUCUUACUAUUGUUUGACUUAACACUAGUAUUCUUAAUUAUUCAUGCUAUAAAGAAUUCUACUUCAUGUGUAACUAAAGUUCAUUUUAUUUUCUGUGAAAAAUAAAAGUUAAUUUCAUGGAUUGAAGUACGAGUCAGAUGUAAAAUACUUCCAUUUCUUUUCCUUACAAAUUUUAUUAUGUGGAAAUCAUAUUUUAGUUUGGCCUUUUUGUUAUAUAUUUGGAAUUCUAUUCUUAGAAUUGCCUUUGGUGCUUUGUUGACAUCUUACCACUGUCAUAAAAAGGUACUAAAUUCAAGAUUAUAUACGUACAUGUUCUCUUGCGAUAAUUAUGCAAUAGCAUUGGUUGAGUGGAAAAUUUAAUUCAUCAUAAUUAUUUUAAUGUAACCAUGCUGUAUUUGAUGUAUGCAUAUAUGCUCUCUAGCUUGGGCAGCAGUCUGAGCAACAAUCUCUCCAUAUCAUUACAGAUACCCUUAAUACAGGUAAUUAUUGUCAUUGUUGGGUAGAGGUAAUGUAGUUGUCAAUUCAACACCAAUGUCACUUUCUUAAGAAUAAGUAGAUAUAUGUAUAAUGAGUCAGAAAGUGUAGUUUUGUAAUUAAAGCUGUUUUAAGGGUUUCUGUGGUUCUUUUUUUAUUUCUUUCUAAUCUUAAUGCGUGUUGUGUUGAUGCAUUCAGGACUAGCAUGGAGAAUUGUCAGUUGCUGGCAAUAGACUUUCUGUAGUUAUUUGUUUUAGAAGAUGUUUUCUCUAGAAAUAUCAAAUUACAAUUUGUCAGUUGGUAUUCUGUAUUUAAUUUACUACCUGUUAAAAGGAUUGUAGGAAUUUCCAGUACAGUUCGUUAGACACGAUAUAUAUUUAACAUUAUUAUAAACAAAAAAGUUGCUUAAUGUUUUCUGUACAUUGUAAUCUAGCUGUUUUUUCUUCUUGGUGUUCUUAUACAAUAUGGAUGUUUCUCUUACUAUUUACUAGAUUCAUCCUGGCAGUACUCUUGCAAAAACUGGAUGUAAUUCUUUGUCACUUAUGGAUGAUAUAGAUUUUUAUUUGCUUGUGUGCAUUUUGAAUUAUAUAAUAGUGUAUUUUAAACCAAUGAUUACAACUAAUGAUCUUAACAAAACUUAUUAUAAGGCCAAUGAUCAUUUUAAUGGUAAGGUAUACUAGUUUACUUGGAGUAUUACCUCGUGAUUUUAUAUAUACACGUACAUAUAGCCCAAAGAUGGGCAGUUGUUAGUAACUUCGCUUUUCUUUGUGGGAUGGGAUGUCAUACAAAUUAACUCUUUCACUGUGGAACAGAUACCCUUUGCACCACUCAUUGCAUAUUCUUUCCAUAUCAGAAUAUUGGCUUGGUCAGAGAUGCUGGUUAUCAGUAAUCUUAAUCUUUGCAGCGAAAGAGUUAAAAUAUUUGCUUUUCCCCACAGCAGACUCCAUUGUAAUUAUUUGGGUUUUCACAAGAUUUUGUGUUAAUGUUUUUUUAUUUUUUGUUGUGACUAUUAUAUUACAAGGUUAGGUUUUUGUGAGUAUUAUUUGUUGUAGAACUGUUUUCAGUUACCAAUAUUUUUGUAGUAGUGUUCCUGUGUGUAUGUAUAUAAACGGACAUGUGAAACACGUAUGAUGCCUUCUUUUAGCUCUUCACUUAGGCUCUCAUUCAAAUGAGAGAAAACAAUCUAUCAGGAGGAAUUUGUCAUUAGGUGACUUAAGUCUGAAUUCUAUUUGUAAUCUGAUGUUCACAUCCACAUUUGCCUAGUGCCCACAGUCCUCUUUGGACAUUUUUACAUUUGCUGUGGCUUAUGUAUGAUUUGGAAUGGUGUUAUUGUAUCGUGUGUAGUGUGCUGUCAGUAACCUGACUGGGUUGGUGUCUUUGUGUUGGAUCUUGCACUGAAAUUUGUAUUAGUAACUGAAUUUAUUACACACUGUAAGGGCAUUUAGUUCGUUACUAUUACAUUUUUCAGUUUCAUUAUCGUGUUAUCAAUGGGUUUUCUUAUAAAUGGCAAGGUUACUAGUAGUAAAAAAGAAGACCACCUUUGUGACAUUUUGCUAUCAACAAACAGUGUUUUUGUGCAGUAAUGCAAAACAUUUUAAUUCUGUGUAAUUACAGUUCUUUCUACUGCAAGACAUUAUUUUACUUCUGUGUAAUUCCAUUUUUUUGUUAAGGAUUUUUAAUCUGUUAUAUUUUCUUGCUAUUAGAAUGCGAGAGUCUUAUACAGUUCUUCAAAAAUAAUUAGUUGCAUUGCUCAAUGGAUUAAGUAUGUCAAUCCACAGUAUCAUUGAAGAUUUUUAUAGGAGUGUUGCGGUGUCUUGCAACUUUUGGUUCAAAAUUUCUUCCAAUAGAGAAUGAAUUAAAAUUUCGCAAAUAUUAAGAGAGGCUAAAACACAGUCAGUUGAUAGCAUUAUUUAACAUUAUUCCAAUUACAAUAAUCAUCAGUGGGGGAUAUAUAAAUAUAUAUAUAUAUAAAGGAAUGUUUUUCUGUGCCAAUCUUAGGGUGUAAGUAUCUAGUUUUCUACUGGCGUAACCAUGUUUAGUGGACAAUCUGCCAAUAAUGUCUCUGUCACAUUAGAAGCAUAAAGGAAAAAAAGUGUCAGAAGUAUAAAUGGAAUGGUCACCUUUAUUAUUUAACAAAUCUUAUUAGAAUCUUAAUGUUAAUAUAGCGUAUAAAACAUAUCAAUUUUUAAAGAGGGAUGCAAAAGUCCUUGUGAAUGCUACAUUGUUUUAGCUUCCAGGAGGGUUGGAACUCAGUCUCAAUGCAUUAAUAGUAGUCAUCAAAACUCAGUAUUUUGUUUCAUUAUGCACUUUGUUGAUUAAUUUGAACAGUUCAGUUAAUGUUAGCAGUGCUCAGCAACUUAUUUUGUGUCCAAAUGGUUUGUUGGGACUGUGCUACAUUCUGGAUAGGUUUUAUGUUACAGUACAAUUUGACUGGUACAUCAUUCCAUAUAGUAGCUUUGUAGUUAAUAAUUUGUAGUUUGUUAAAUUGGCCUUUCUUGUUAGAUGGUAUGUGUUUAAUUUUAUACUAAUUAAUUUUGUAUACCACUUAACAUUAUAAACUGUUCAUGGACCAGAUCUGAGAAGGAAUUUGAUUAAUUAGUUUAUUUAAAAUGGAGUUAAGUCAUAGCAACCAUGUGAUUUUUGGUUUGUUUUUUGUUGAAUGCCUUAUGUGAACUGGUUGCAGAAAUGUAAAGAGUAUUGUUGCUUUUAAAAAUUAGAGAGUUUGUACUGCUUUCAUUGAAACCUGGUAAUUCAUAUUAGAUGGACCAAUCUGCUUUAACAUUAAAUUAUAAAGAAGUGGUGAUUACUUGGGGUACUGUCAUACAUAUAACUUGUAACAGUGAAAGAACAAAAUGCUUAUGGAAAUGUGUAAUUAAAAUAAGGGCUUGCGUAUGUUUUACAGAUAUUUUAUGGUAUCUAGGUCCUGUUGUAUUAUUAAAUGUUGCCUUUGUCAUGAAGUGGUAAUGGUGAAAAGAAAAACAGGUGAAAUGUAAAAAAAUAACAUUUUUAGAGCGAAACGAAAAGGAGAAUUAAGAGAAUGCUUGCUUUGUAUCCGUCUCCUAGUCAGUAGAAAAAGGGGAAAGGUUGUACAUUUGGCAUAAUUAAAUCGACGUAGCAGGAAAAAAA
Messenger RNA from Gryllus bimaculatus (two-spotted cricket), 12665 nucleotides. NCBI's taxonomy places the organism in Eukaryota, Metazoa, Arthropoda, Insecta, Orthoptera, Gryllidae. The record is from the annotation of a GenBank genome assembly.